AUGGCUCCAGGGUCAUGGUUCUCUCCUCUCUUCAUUGCUGUGAUCACUCUGGGCCUGCAGUGGCCACAGGAAGCUGCCACCUUCCCAGCCAUGCCCCUUGCCAACCUGUUUGCCAACGCUGUGCUGAGAGCUCAGCACCUUCACCUCCUGGCUGCCGAGACAUACAAAGAGUUUGAACGUACCUAUAUCCCAGAGGACCAAAGACACGCCAACAAAAAUUCCCAGGCGGCAUUCUGUUACUCAGAAACCAUCCCUGCUCCCACGGGGAAGGACGAUGCCCAGCAGAAAUCGGACAUGGAGCUGCUUCGCUUUUCCCUGGUUCUCAUCCAGUCCUGGCUGACCCCAGUGCAGCACCUAAGCAAGGUGUUCACAAACAACCUGGUUUUUGGCACCACAGACAGAGUGUAUGAAAAACUAAAGGACCUGGAAGAGGGAAUCCAAGCUCUGAUGAGGGAGCUGGAGGACCGGAGCCCGCGGGGUCCCCAGAUCCUCAAGCCUACCUACGACAAAUUCGACAUCCAUCUGCGCAAUGAGGACGCCUUGCUAAAGAACUACGGCUUGCUCUCCUGCUUCAAGAAGGACCUGCACAAGGUGGAGACUUACCUGAAGGUGAUGAAGUGCCGGCGCUACGGGGAGGGCAACUGCACUGUUUGA
This is a messenger RNA of Colius striatus (speckled mousebird), 654 nucleotides long. Its product is annotated as somatotropin. Gene Ontology annotation, biological process: animal organ development; response to nutrient levels; positive regulation of tyrosine phosphorylation of STAT protein. Bases 1 to 654 code for a protein of 217 amino acids. Gene Ontology annotation, molecular function: growth hormone receptor binding; hormone activity. The record is from RefSeq and is a predicted model, not a curated record. The transcript has 5 exons. Lineage: Eukaryota; Metazoa; Chordata; Aves; Coliiformes; Coliidae. Gene Ontology annotation, cellular component: extracellular region.